CGCUCAUUCGGUCCCGCGCGGGGAUUGGCCGCGUUGUCCGAAAGGUUGUCACGAGGGCGGCUGGAGGCGGGGCGAGAGCCGAAUUGGCGGCACUUUCCGAGUCACUCGGCGCCGCGGCAGGAGAGACGGGAAAAGGAGGCAGAAAUGGCGGGAAAAGGCCCCGGCGGCGGCGACUACGCGGAGGAGCGCGCGAAGGCGAAGGCGUUUCUGGAGGGCUUCUACCGGCAGAGCGACGGGAGGGAGGUCGGCCAGCGGAAAGAGCGCCCUUACCGCGACCAGCUGACCUCCUUGGCCCACCGGGAGCAAGUGGCCCUGUACGUGGACCUGGACGACGUGGCUGAAGAGGACCCGGAGCUGGUGGACUCUGUCUGCGAGAACACGAAGCGCUACGAGCGGAUCUUCGCCGAGGCCAUCUCGGAACUGCUGCCCCAGUUCCGGCAGCGGGAGGUCACCCACAAGGACGCCUUGGAUAUCUACAUUGAGCAUCGGUUGCUGAUGGAGGGGCACGGACGGGAGCCUGGCCAGCCCCAUGACCCCCAGAACCAGUUCCCGCCAGAGCUCAUGCGCCGCUUUGAGCUGUACUUCAAGGCACCAUCAAGUGCCAAGGCCCGGGUGAUCCGGGAAGUGAAGGCUGAUGCCAUUGGGAAGCUAGUGACCAUCCGGGGCAUUGUCACUCGGGUCUCUGAGGUGAAGCCACGGAUGGUGGUGGCCACCUACAGCUGUGACCAAUGUGGUGCAGAGACCUACCAGCCGAUACAGUCGCCCAGCUUCACUCCUCUGUUAACGUGUCCGAGCAGGGAGUGUCAGACCAACCGAGCUGGUGGCCGCCUCUAUCUACAGAGUCGAGGCUCCAAGUUCAUCAAGUAUCAGGAACUGAAGAUACAGGAGCACAGCGACCAGGUGCCAGUGGGAAACUUGCCCCGCUCCAUCAGCGUCAGCGUGCAAGGAGAGAACACGCGCCUUGUGCAGCCAGGCGAUCACGUCAGCGUCACUGGAGUCUUCCUUCCUGUGCGGCAGACCGGCUUCCGGCAGCUCCUGCAGGGUCUUCUCUCGGACACAUACCUGGAGGCUCACCACAUCGUCUGCGUUAGCAAGAGUGAGCAGGAGGAGCUGGGAGAAGGAGCGCUUACUGAAGAGGAGCUGCAUCAGGUUACAGAGGAGAACUUCUAUGACAAGCUGGCGGCCUCUAUUGCUCCCGAGAUCUAUGGCCAUGAGGACGUCAAGAAAGCUCUCCUCCUCCUGCUGGUGGGGGGAGUGGACCAGAACCCCCGGGGCAUGAAGAUCCGGGGGAACAUCAAUAUUUGCCUCAUGGGGGACCCUGGUGUGGCCAAGUCCCAGCUGCUCUCGUACAUCACCCGCCUGGCGCCACGCAGUCAGUACACAACAGGACGUGGUUCCUCUGGUGUGGGGCUGACGGCUGCUGUGUUGCGUGACCCACUGACGGGGGAGCUGACCUUGGAGGGAGGGGCGCUGGUGCUGGCUGACCAAGGCGUCUGCUGUAUCGACGAGUUUGAUAAGAUGCUGGAGUCAGACCGCACAGCCAUCCAUGAAGUGAUGGAGCAGCAAACGCUUUCCAUUGCCAAGGCUGGCAUCCUGACCACGCUGAAUGCCCGUUGUGCCAUCCUGGCAGCUGCCAAUCCCACCUAUGGCCGCUACAACCCCAAGCGCAGCCUGGAGCAGAAUAUCCACCUUCCUGCUGCUCUCCUCUCCCGCUUUGACUUGCUGUGGCUGAUUCAAGACAGGCCUGACCGCGACAGUGACCUCCGUCUUGCCCAGCACAUCACCUAUGUGCACCAGCACAGCCGGCAGCCACCCUGCCAGUUCCAGGAGCUUGACAUGCGUCUCAUGAGGCGAUACAUUGCCAUGUGCAAGCAGAAGCAGCCGGCUGUGCCUGAAUCGCUGGCAGAUUAUAUCACAGCAGCCUACGUGGAGAUGCGGAAGGAGGCCUUGUCCAACAAGGACACCACCUACACCUCGGCCCGCACCUUGUUGGGGAUCCUCCGUCUAGCCACAGCCCUGGCACGUCUGAGGCGUGUGAACUUGGUUGAGAAGGAGGAUGUGAAUGAGGCAAUGCGCCUCAUGGAGAUGUCCAAAGACUCCCUUCUGGCAGACAAGGGCAUGCCAAGCAGGACGCAGCGUCCCUCCGAGCUGAUCUUUGCAGCUAUCAGAGAGCUGGUCCCAGCCGGGGGCGCUCGCUCUGUCAACCUGGCUGAAGCUGAGCAGCGGUGUGUCUCAAAGGGCUUUACUCCCACCCAGUUCCAGGCCACUCUCAGUGAGUAUGAGGAACUCAACGUCUGGCAGGUGAACCAGAAGAAGACCCGCCUCACUUUUGUCUGAUCCAGGCUGGCCUGCAGGAGUGGCCUAUGUGGUACCCACUGCUUGCCUCAGAGGCUGGCAUAGGUUGCCUCCUACUAUCGCCUCUUUCAAGACUGGUAUUUUCUCCUAAUAAAGUAAUUAAUUUGUA
This is a messenger RNA of Rhineura floridana, 2464 nucleotides long. It is a transcript of the gene MCM7, whose product is annotated as minichromosome maintenance complex component 7. Gene Ontology annotation, molecular function: ATP binding; ATP hydrolysis activity; single-stranded DNA helicase activity. Gene Ontology annotation, biological process: DNA replication; DNA strand elongation involved in DNA replication; double-strand break repair via break-induced replication. Lineage: Eukaryota; Metazoa; Chordata; Lepidosauria; Squamata; Rhineuridae. Gene Ontology annotation, cellular component: nucleus; MCM complex. The record is from RefSeq and is a predicted model, not a curated record. The transcript has 15 exons. The coding region runs from base 145 to 2337 and encodes 730 amino acids.